Messenger RNA from Gavia stellata (red-throated loon), 857 nucleotides. It is a transcript of the gene MRPL12, whose product is annotated as mitochondrial ribosomal protein L12. The coding region runs from base 1 to 585 and encodes 194 amino acids. Gene Ontology annotation, biological process: mitochondrial transcription; translation. Gene Ontology annotation, molecular function: structural constituent of ribosome. The transcript has 4 exons. The record is from RefSeq and is a predicted model, not a curated record. Gene Ontology annotation, cellular component: ribosome; mitochondrial large ribosomal subunit. Lineage: Eukaryota; Metazoa; Chordata; Aves; Gaviiformes; Gaviidae.
AUGCUGCCCGCCGCCCGCGCGCUGCCGCCGCGCCUGCCCCGCCGCCGCCCGCCGCCCGCCUGGCGCUGGGGCGCGGCCGGGCCGCCCGCCGCCGGCCUGCGGGCGCUGGGCACGGGCCGCGCGCGGCGCUCGGAGGCGCUGGCCGGGGCGCCGCUGGACACGGCCGCCAAGGAGUACUCGCCCAAGGUGCGGCAGCUGGUGCGGGACAUCGCGGGGCUGACGCUGCUGGAGGUGGCCGACCUCAACGCGCUCCUCAAGGAGACGCUGAAGAUCCCGGACGUGGGGGUGAUGCCGGCGGCUGCCUCCCUCCUGCCCUCCCAGGCGGCUCCGCAGGAGGAGGAGGAGGAGGUCCCGCUCAAGAAAGAGAAAACGCAUUUCACUGUCCGGCUGACGGAGCUGAAACCUGCUGACAAGGUGAAGCUGAUCAAGGAGGUGAAGAACUUCGUGCCGGGAGUGAACCUCGUGCAGGCAAAGAAGCUGGUGGAGUCCCUUCCGCAGGAGAUCAAGGCUAACGCCUCCAAGGAGGAAGCAGAGAAGAUCAAAGCGGCGCUGGAGGCAGCAGGAGGGACUGUGGUUCUGGAGUAGGCGACCCCCUCUCGCCGCGGAGGGACUGGCGCGAUGGCAGCCUUCCCCGCUGCCGCCCACCCGGGCGCCGGCCGCUGCCUGAGCCGGGGUCCGGACGUUUCCGAGUGUGAGACGUCCCCUAGCCGUGCGGUGGGAAUGCUCUCUCGAAGCGAUCUGGUGCGAGAAUGCUGUACGGUUUGGUGGGGCUGCUGUCUAGUUCCGGCAUUGCAAUGGACUCUACCUUCAUAAAUGUCCAAAAAAACCCUGUAAAACGGUUAAUCUCUCAAAAGUCA